Messenger RNA from Diaporthe amygdali, 1878 nucleotides. RefSeq lists its product as uncharacterized. Gene Ontology annotation, molecular function: RNA nuclease activity; protein binding; RNA binding. Lineage: Eukaryota; Fungi; Ascomycota; Sordariomycetes; Diaporthales; Diaporthaceae. Gene Ontology annotation, biological process: RNA processing. The coding region runs from base 1 to 1878 and encodes 625 amino acids. The record is from RefSeq and is a predicted model, not a curated record. The transcript is spliced from 2 exons.
AUGACUACCUUCUCAGCUGCGGUACAUGCGGCACAAUGUCAAGCUAUCCAACAUCGUGCACUCUCGGCAACCUUGAAAAUCGCUGAGAAUGUGUCCCAGUGGAAUGGCAGCGACUCCCCGUUCACUGAAGUCUCCAUGAAGCUAAAGGAGCUAAGUGAAGCGGCAUUCGAGCUGGGCAACAAGCUAGGCGAAGCUGGGCAGAUUUCUGAGAGGCUCCACAACACACUCACCGAUCGACUUGAGAAGUGUGCCUACGCCGAGACGAUUGUGGAGAAAGAAACUGGUGCAUUUGCGGCUCAACAGUUUCCAGUUGACGAAGUUUUGCUAUCAAAGUAUGAGCACUGGGCCGGCCUAGAGACCUCGGUAAUGAAAGCUUUGGUAGAAGCUAUCCAGAUAAACACCGCAGAUGGUCAAGACAAGCUUCUGUGUGGCCGUGGAUAUCGCGGACUGCUGGAGAUGGCAGAUGCUGCCUUCCGGGCAGUUAUUUCAAGCGACACAGACCCUUUUGGAUUGAAUGAUGAAGAGCCACCGGCUUAUGAUGAAAAUCCACACGAACAUGUUUCGGAUGUCAAAGGACCAGAACCGCCUGCAUCAUCCACUGCAAGCCCUUCACCAUCAAAGAAUACCCGAGAGAGCAAGCUCUCGGAAGUAUUCAGAGCUGUGACUGCUCCAUUCCGUUAUAAGCCCGAGCCUCUUGUCAUGGCUCUCUGUGAAGCGUCCUCUAGAGGUGAUAUUGACACGGUCACGUCACUUAUCUCAUCUGGGGCGAACAUCAACGGACGCAAUGAUGAGGGCAAGACACCGCUUGUUCAAGCCAUCGAGAACCAACAGCCCAACGUGGUCACCAAGUUACUACAGCUCGGAGCGUCGAAAGAUGUGAGCGACUCGGCAAAAAAGUUGCCCCCUCUUUUCUGGGCAGCCUCAGCUGGCGACAUCCCUAUGGCCAAGCUUUUGCUACAGUACGGAUGCAGCCCGAACCAUAAGAAUAUUUAUGGAUGGGCCUAUUUCUUGGAUAUCGUCGAUAAGGGUGACUUGGGUAUGGUAAAGCUUCUGCUGGAUCACGGGGCAGAGGUUAACGCGACUGAUCAAUAUGGUCGGGUCGCAUUUCAACACGCCUACUCGAGAAAUAACCUCGCGAUGCUCAAGCUGCUGCAAUCCCGCGGUGGUUCUGUCAACGCGACAGACAUAACCGGAUGUCCCAUUGUCAUCCUUGCUUUGCAAGAAAACAAGGAUGACAUCUUUCAUUUCCUACUUGAGCACGGUGCGAACGUCAACUCGACAUCCAGCACUGGUACACCCUUGGUUAUCGAAGCGUUCACAAGGCAACGUACCAAUAUCGUAAAGAAAUUGCUCGAGCGAGGCGCCGAUCCGAACGCAAAAGACCUCGUGGGAACCAGCAUGCUUAUGAACACCAUCAAAGCUCAGACUUUCACCGCGAAUGGUCGAGAGGAGUUGAUUAAGCUUCUCCUUACCUAUGGUGCUACUCCUAACGACUCCGAUAUGUGGGGCAAGUCAGCCGUUAGUCUCCUUAUAGAAAGACAGCACACCAGUCUCCUACCUCUUCUCCUCGAAAAAGGCCUCGACCCGAAUAAAGAGCUCGGGAACGGAGAGACCCUGCUCAUACACGCAAUUGAUUGUGGCAACGCGGAGCUAAUCAAGAAGCUCCUCCGCCACGGUGCAUCCCCAAACGGCUCGAACAAAAAGGGAUGCACGCCCUUGGUGCAAGCCGUACAAGCGAGAGACUUUGAAACGGUUAAGCUGCUUGUAGCAUCCGGUGCAGACGUGAACGCGAUGGGAGUUAUCUCACCUCUAGACUUGGCACGCUUACUUAAAGUUAAAGAGACUGAGGACCUGCUGGUAAAGAGUGGUGCAAGAUAG